ACAUCAAUGAUCAUACAAGCAAAAUAUCUCUCAGGCUAAUACUAUCAUUUCUAAUUAUACCAGUUCUCUCCCUCUACAAUUUUGUUAUUAUACCUUCUACUUCUUCAGGCUGGUAUGGUGGCUGCACAAGGUCUGUUAGGGAACGAUAUGGUGACUUCUUUGAGAAACCAAAACCGCAUGGACCUGUCCCUAACUGAAAAAGCGGCUCGGUUUUUCUUUAUUAGAUUCUUGACACAUUUUAUAUCAACCGGUUGUGUAACAAUAAUUGAAGGAGAAACGAUGAUCACAUUCAAAGGAGAGGAUUCGAGAUGUCACUUAAAAUCUGAACUAGAGAUUCACAGUCCUCAGUUUUACUGGAAGGCUAUGACACGGUCUGAUUUAGGACUUGCUGAUGCUUAUAUUAACGGAGAUUUUUCGUUUUGCAAUAAGGAAACAGGACUUUUGAAUCUUAUCAUGAUUCUCAUUGCCAACAGAGAUUUGAACUUACGUCUUGCUAAAAAUAGGGGAUGGUGGAAACCGAUGUUUCUGACUACUGGUUUAGCAUCUGCAAAGCAUUUUCUAAAGCAUUUCUAUAGGCAGAACACUUUAACUCAAGCUCGAAGGAACAUUUCACGUCACUAUGACCUUAGUAAUGAGCUUUUUGCUUUAUUCUUGGAUGAUACCAUGUCUUAUUCCUCUGCGGUAUUCAAGUCAGGUGAUGAAGAUCUGAGGACUGCACAAUUGAGAAAAAUAUAUCUUCUCAUUGAUAAGGCUAGGAUAAAGAAGAAUCAUGAGGUUUUAGAUAUUGGAUGCGGGUGGGGAACUUUGGCAAUUGAAACGGUGAGAAGAACUGGAUGCAAAUACACCGGUAUAACAAUAUCUAUUGAACAACUUAAAUAUGCAGAAGAAAAAGUGAAAGAAGCUGGACUUCAGGACCGGAUAACAUUUAAGCUCUGCGAUUAUCGCCAGCUAUCUGAUGUUCAAAAAUAUGACAGGAUUGUAUCUUGUGAGAUGCUAGAACAUGUUGGCCACGAAUUCAUGGAGACAUUUUUUAGUCAUUGUGAUGCUNCAGAAGACGGCAUUUUUGUCCUGCAGUUCAUAUCGAUACCCGAAGAACGCUACAAUGAGUACAGACUAAAUUCUGAUUUUAUAAAAGAGUACAUAUUCCCUGGUGGAUGCCUUCCUUCGUUAGCCAGAGUUACUUCAGCCAUGGCCUCUUCUUCUAGGCUAUGCAUUGAACACGUUGAGAACAUUGGGAUUCAUUACUACCAAACGUUGAGAUUGUGGAGGAAGAACUUCUUGGAUAGACAGAAACAAAUCACGGAUCUUGGAUUUGACAAUAAAUUCAUAAGGACAUGGGAAUAUUAUUAUGACUACUGUGCAGCUGGUUUCAAGACUCGUACCCUUGGAGACUACCAGGUAACACACAAACUCGAAUAAUGGGAUAUUAUUGUCCCUGCAAUCAUAUCCCAUAUAUCACGACUGUAGAGUUAUUUGUUACCUUAUCAUGCUCUGUAUAUUUUCUCCAAAUCUCUGUAAUUACUAUGCCUUGCUAACUAGGCUCUGUAACAAUAUAUAUUGGUAUUGAUACCUAAUGAUAAACACACCGAAACAUUCAUCUCCUUCUCUGAUCUUACAUGGUAUCAGAGCCUGAAACACAAAAUUUUUUCUUUUGAUAAUGAGUGAAACGACCGACACGAACCCGACCCCGACCACGGCGACUAUGGAGGUGCGACGUAAGAUCUAGCCCUACGAUCUGAGUGCUGCUGACAAUCCCGAGCUGUGAUAUCUCUCCCGUUGCUGAAAGGAACAAAAUAUGAAGAAUGGGCUUGUGGAAUCAAGACAGCUCUUUCUUCUCGCAAGAAGUUUGGCUUCUUAGAUGGAUCCAUUGCUCGUCCAGCAGAAGGAUCUCCUGAUCUCAAAGAUUGGUGGACUAUCCAAGCCUUGUUGGUGUCUUGGAUCCGCAUGACAGUAGAGCCAUCACUCCGUUCCAACAUCUCUCAUCGUGAUGUUGCGAAGGACUUGUGGGAUCAUCUGAAGAAACGUUUUUCUGUCACCAAUGGUCCACGCAUCCAACAACUCAAGGCGGAACUUGCAUGUUGCAAGCAGAGGGGUCUUGCUAUUGAGGCAUACUAUGGGAAACUGAACCGCAUAUGGGACAGCAUGGCUACUCACAGACCUUUGCGUGUUUGUCAAUGUGGCAAGUGUGAGUGCAACUUGAACUCUCUUCAAGAAAAAGACCGGGAAGAAGAUAAGGUCCAUGAUUUCUUAUGUGGUCUUGAUGAUUCUUUCAAUACGGUGAGGUCGAGCUUGGUUUCACGAACUCCGAUCCAACCGAUGGAGGAAGUGUAUAACGUUGUUCGUCAGGAAGAAGACAUGCGGACUAAUGUUACAAAGAAUGAGGCGGCUCCGGAGAUCUCUGCUUUUGCUGUUCAGCAACGACCUCGUAUAUCAUCCUCGACUCGUCCUGAACAAGCUCUCUGCAAACACUGUAAUCGUGGAGGUCACUCUUCCGAUAGCUGCUUUGCCGUGGUUGGUUAUCCAGAGUGGUGGGGUGACCGUCCUUGCAGCCGAACGAUGCAAGGUAAGAGUCGUGGUCUUCUCUCUUCUGGUCGUGGUCGUCCCAUGAGUUAUGCGAAUGUUGUCCAUGUUCCACCGGUUUCUUCUCAAGAACAUGCCAACUAUGUGAUCACAGAGAAGGAUCGUGAUGGGGUUAGCGGCUUGAGUGACGUUCAAUGGAACAAUCUUGUCAAGCUGCUGAAUGGUCGAUCCAAUAGUGGAGCUGGUCCUAGCAACGAGAAAUCAUCUGGACCGCAGUUCGAGGAUGAUGAUUGGUGCGGGUAAGCGAGACGGUGGAACCUUCCGCUUCUGCAAAACAGAGUCCGUAUCCCUUGUCACUACACAAGAAGCAAAGGAUUACACGUUAUGGCAUCAAAGGCUGGGUCAUCCGUCUGCAAGAGUAGUUGGUUCACUUCCGCAAGUUUCUGUUUCUGUUGAUUCUGAUAUUUACAAUAAGGCGUGUGAUGUCUGUUUCCACGCCAAGCAAACACGUUCUUGUUUUCCAAUAAGUACUAAUAAAACAUCAUCUGUUUUUGAAAUUAUUCACUGCGACAUUUGAGGUC
Molecule: messenger RNA, 3101 nt
Organism: Camelina sativa (false flax)
Lineage: Eukaryota; Viridiplantae; Streptophyta; Magnoliopsida; Brassicales; Brassicaceae
Source: RefSeq, a predicted model, not a curated record